Messenger RNA from Antechinus flavipes (yellow-footed antechinus), 1563 nucleotides. RefSeq names its product methyltransferase like 18 (gene METTL18). The record is from RefSeq and is a predicted model, not a curated record. Lineage: Eukaryota; Metazoa; Chordata; Mammalia; Dasyuromorphia; Dasyuridae. The transcript is spliced from 2 exons. Gene Ontology annotation, biological process: peptidyl-histidine methylation, to form tele-methylhistidine. Gene Ontology annotation, molecular function: protein-L-histidine N-tele-methyltransferase activity. The coding region runs from base 324 to 1496 and encodes 390 amino acids.
GGGUUACUGCGCAUGAGCCGCACGCGGGAGUUCCCGGAAGUGGGAAUCGGGACACUUUCCUAAGCUGAGGAGUGGAAGUUCGGAACCGGGAUCUCGAACGCGGGCCGGAUGGGCAAAAUUGAGAGAUGAUAAAAAUAUGCAAGGCAACAGUGAACUCAAGAACAUUGCACUUGUGGCUACCAAUACAAAUAGAAAGAUUUUUUCAUUGCAGCAAGUCACUAAAGGCAUUUUUCAGGAAGAAUUUCUUUUAACAAAUUCAUUGGAUGCAUGUUGAGAUUUCCAAAAAUUAAUAGUGACUUUCACCACCACUUCCUAUUUUGCUUAUGGUUACAAAAACAUUUUGCAUAUUAGAAUUCUGUCCAUUUAAUGAGAAAAUGGCAUUCCAGUUUAAUUUUACUAUAGAUAAACAACUAGAAGAUGAAUUAUCAGCCCUUGAAAAUGGGGCCUUAAACCCAGAAUCUUCAGGAAAGACAUCAGUCUUAGACAGUCAAAAAGAAAAACUGAAAGAUGGAAAACAGUCCACAAAAGAAGGUGAUUUAUUUGAGAAACCUCUGUGGGGAUGCAAAUCAUCAGAAGUUAAGGCAUUUCCACUCUUUGACAACUCACUGGCUAAGUCAGAUGAAAUCACAAGGAAUUUGGAACCAAAAGAAAAGCAGCCUUGUUUAAAAGUGGCCAAAGAACAUGAUGUUCCUAAAGAUUUAAAGAAAAUGGUAGAAAAUAAAGUGGUAGAAGUUAUACCAUAUCUCCAACAUGUAAAUUUGUCAGUUGUGAAAAUGUCCUUUUUGAAAGAUAAUUCUUGUGGAGAAGACAUAGUAUCCAAAAGCCUUUCUUCUCAUUCUGAUCUCAUCACAGGUAUCUAUGAAGGAGGUUUGAAAAUCUGGGAAUGUACCUUUGAUCUUUUAGCUUAUCUAGCUGAUGAAGAAGUACAAUUUGCUGGGAAAAGAGUGUUGGACCUUGGCUGUGGAGCAGGGCUUCUGGGUAUAAUUGCCCUCAAGGGAAAAGCUAAAGAAACUCACUUUCAAGAUUAUAAUAGCACUGUAAUUGAUGAAGUAACCAUUCCAAAUGUAAUAAUAAACUCCACUUCUGAAUUUGAAGAUGAAGUUAGUGAGCCAGAUUUGAAAAAGCGAAGGAACUCAAACCCAACACAACAACUUUUAAGCAAAUGUCGAUUCUUUUCUGGGGAAUGGUAUGAGUUUUCCAGAUUUGUACUAAACAGCAAAAAAGCUUUUGCAAAGUAUGACAUCAUUCUUACCUCUGAGACUAUUUAUAAUCCAAGCUAUUACAAUGCUUUCCAUCAAACCUUAGCCAAUUUGUUGGAUGAAAGUGGACAGGUGUUUUUGGCAAGUAAAGCACAUUAUUUUGGUGUUGGAGGUGGUAUCCAUCUCUUUCAGAAAUUUAUAGAAGAAAAGAAUGUAUUUGAAACUAAGACACUCAAAAUAAUUGAUGAAGGACUGAAGAGAAUCUUAAUUAAAAUAACUUUUAAGCAUGCCCAUUGAAGUUCAAACCCAGUACCUUCUUUUUUAAUGUAUUAAACUGUUAAUUAAAAGAUUGUGGCUCCAAGAA